Pneumocystis murina B123 is the source of this 954-nucleotide messenger RNA. RefSeq lists its product as hypothetical. Lineage: Eukaryota; Fungi; Ascomycota; Pneumocystomycetes; Pneumocystales; Pneumocystaceae. Gene Ontology annotation, molecular function: ATP binding; ATP-dependent FeS chaperone activity; 4 iron, 4 sulfur cluster binding. The coding region runs from base 1 to 954 and encodes 317 amino acids. Gene Ontology annotation, biological process: iron-sulfur cluster assembly. The transcript is spliced from 5 exons. Gene Ontology annotation, cellular component: cytosol. The record is from RefSeq and is a predicted model, not a curated record.
AUGUCUCAAAUAUCACAAAGUAUAGAUAAAUUCAAAAAUGUACCAGAUGAAUGUCCGGGAACAUCAUCACAAACUGCCGGUCAAGCAUCUAUAUGUAAAGGUUGUCCUAAUCAAGAAGCAUGUUUAACAAGGAAUCCAUUGCCCGAUCCUGAUAUUGAUUGUAUUAAAAAAAGGAUGGAAUCAAUUCAAAGAAAAAUUCUUAUUUUAAGUGGCAAGGGAGGAGUAGGAAAAAGUAUGUUUACAGCUCAAUUAGCAUGGUGUUUAUCAACCGAUAAAAAACAAGUAGGUAUUCUUGAUAUUGAUUUAUGUGGCCCAUCAAUUCCAACUAUAAUGGGUUGCAAUACCGAACGAAUUCAUUCAUCAGGCUCUGGAUGGACACCUGUAUAUAUAACAGACAAUAUUAGUGUUAUGUCAAUUGGAUUUAUGCUUCCAAGUGAGGAAGAUGCUGUUAUUUGGCGUGGAACUAAAAAAAAUGGCUUAAUUAAACAAUUUUUAAAAGAUGUUGAAUGGUCUGAUUUAGAUUAUUUAUUGAUUGAUACACCUCCAGGAACAUCAGAUGAACACAUGAGUAUAGUACAAUUUUUAAAAGAAAAUGGAAUUGAUGGUGCUAUACUUAUAACAACACCUCAAGAGGUUUCUUUACUUGAUGUUCGUAAAGAAGUAAACUUUUGCAGAAAAAUAGGAUUACCUAUAUUAGGAAUCGUUGAAAAUAUGAGUAUUUUUAUUUGUCCACAUUGUCAUAAUUCUUCACAUAUUUUUAAAGCAAAUACUGGCGGCGCUUAUGCUUUUUCAAAAGAAAUGGAUAUCAAUUUUCUUGGUGAAAUUCCUUUAGAUCCUAAAAUGCGAAAUGCAUGUGAUGAAGGUUUAAAUUUUAUGGAAGAAUAUCCUGAUUCACUUACAUCCCAAGCCAUUUUGAAGAUUGUUAAUGAACUGUCUCAAAGAUUAAACAGUUAA